UCAAUUCUACUGAAAGGAUAUUAUGUGUUUUUCAACAAAUUUGUGAGGGCUAACACUUAAAUAUCUUUUCAAUUAUGAUCUAGUUUCAAAGAUUUCAUGGUGUUUUGUGGUUUUUUGCUGCAAAAUAACAAGCUUUAAGAGAAAACACAAAAACUGCUGGGUGAUGCUAUGUGGUUUAAGAGGUGGGAGACAGAGACAGUUUGAUGAUUAGCUAUGUAAUUAGCUAUGUUUUUGUCACUCAGUCGAAGUGCCUUGCAAAAGUAUUCAGACUCGUUGACGAAUUUGUGCAUUUUACUGAAUUACUUAACACCUUCACGCAACUCCCCUAGUGGCCAGAAUGCUGGCAUACUGACAUUGCUCAAAUCAAGACUUUCAUUCCUCCUGCAAUCAAAUUGAGCAGAACUCUGUGUUUUAGCUUUAUUAUUACACAAUGCACUCCAGCGAUGCUAAAUACAGAGUUUCUAAAUGGCACCAUUGUCGCAUAGAUAGUCAAUUUAACAAGCAAACCUUUCCUGCAGUCUCAUCCGCAACUAUACCCCGAAGCAUGAGACACUGAACAACAGUGUCUGAACAUCUAUCUGAGAGUUCAUGAAAAAAAUUCUUUAACCACCUAAAAUUCCAACAUGGCAACAAGACAAAGCCAACAAUAGCCCAAAGGUAUAGCAAUACAGCGUGAAAAACUCUGCUCACUGAAUAGUGUAAUAAACAAGAGGGAUUUUUGUGGAGUUAAACCAUGUUAUUCCACUAUCAAUGCCUGUGACAAAAUAUGAAAUAAAUAUACAAUCUUACCAUUGGUUUGAGUAAAGAUAUCCCUUUAAAGAUUCAAUUGUCAUUUAUUGUAUUGAACAAUCCACUUGAGAAAUAAAAGCACAAAUAUAAAGUGAGGGUAGAUACAGUAUUUACAAUGGCCAUGUGCAAAACCACAUUCACUGUUUACGCCAAUGUAACUCCUUUCACUUCAUUCAGAUUUUAUUGAUAACUCUUUAUUCUGCAGAGGACAGUACAAGCUUUCCAAUGGUAUAUGGCAUGUUUCCUUAAAUUCUAUUUUAUUAAGAAAGAGUAACUGCAUGAGUGGUUCCUUCAGCACAGCGUUGUGCAUUGUAUCAUAACAUUACGCAGUAAUUAUACAAGCAUUCAUUGAGGCGCCACUGUUUUUUUUCUGUGGUUUUUGGAAGAUUUUACUCAUUUUGCCAAGUCAUCAGCAUGGCUAAAGCAAAUCCUCUGGGGAGAACUGAAGAGGAGAAAGCAUGAAGUCAAGUGCAAAUUAUUACAUAUUUAGGUAUGUGUGUACCACAGUGUGGCACAAUUUUUUUCGCAUUAUUUUUCGAUGUGAUAUCAAUGUUUCAUCUAAAAACUAUCAUAAAGCAGCAAAUUGAUAUGCUUUAUUAAGGACCAAAAGCAUUUUAUUUAUUUUUUGGAGAGGUUUUUGGAAGAUGGCCCUUGGAUAUCUUCGACCCCUAUACUGGUGGAAAAAUAGCAGUUAUCUCUUGAAAAUGAUGCAAAAGUGAAUUUUAUGAGUCAACAGUGGAUUUGUAGUGAAAUAUAUGAUUAUAUUAUGAUUUACAGCAAUGCACAAUUUAGAUAUGUAACACGUCAAUGUUUUGCACUGGCUGUAGAAUCUGUUGCGGUAGUAGAACAUCAUGAGAUUGUUACAUUUAUUUGAUAAGAGGUUUGGAGGAGCUGAGAUUUUCAUAACUUCUAGGGCUGGGUGAUAUGAUGAUAGUUGAAUUACCUUUGCAUGCAUAACAUUUGGCAGAGCCACCAAUAAAGCCUCCAACACUGCAAAUAAGAACAAUGGGGGCUACAGCAGCCACAGCUCACUCAAAAUAAAUGUAAUGGUCGCGAUCGCCGUCGUAGAUGUCAGAAGAAAAUGUCACUGACAAAAAAAAGUUGUAGUGUUUGCAGUGGUUUGGGCUGGAAACAAGCUGUAAGAGCGGAAUAAGCGCCCGAAGUGAAGCACAACACUGCCUACUGAUCGUACAUAAGGUCGCUUUGAGGUUUCUUUCCAUGGAGGAUUCAGCUGCAUGCUCCCAUAUUACUAAAAAUUCUGUAGCGGUGGCUAGCUAUAAGUGCAUAUUGGUGUAUGAGUGCUGUGUGCGACCACAACAUUUAUUUAGCCUUUUUGUAUAGCUAUUUCCGUGGAUAAAAUUGCAUUUAUUAUUAUUUUCUGUUAAAAACAUUCAAUUCAUAUUCAGGGAGAUAGCCAACUACUUCAGCCUGGAAAAUAAUCCAUUAAACCAGAAAAAUUGCUGAGUUGUUUUAGGAGGCUUUUACAUCAGGGACCCGGGCCUGGAUCCAAGUACACUUGACCCCAAAGUCCUGUUCGUUUGAUUAGUGUGAACACUGUGUACCAUACCCGGGCACGGAUCAACGAAACGUUCCUGGGUCCACUUGAAAAGGUGGUCUCAAGUACGGUUCAUGUGUACUCGGGUACGGUUCGCAUCAGGUGUGAAAACUACUGUACCAUGGCCGCGAAAGGAUCUCUGUUGUCUACUGAAGAAAUUGAAUGCGUGCUUGAAAUUUGGGCAGACGAAAACAUACAAUCACAACUGGACAUUUCACACAAAAAUGCAGAUAUUUAUGGAAUAAUUUGAGAGUAUUUACAUGCACGUGGGUACAACAGAACAAUGCCGUGACAAACUAAAGAAAAUGAGGCUGCAAUACCAGAAAGUGCAGGAUGCGGUGCGUAAAUCUGGCAGCUCAACUGACGAAAAAGACAGAUUUCAUGGUAUAAUGCAGUGGACAGCAUAUUCGGCCAAAAACCAACAAGUGAGCCUAAUGUUAUUGAGUUGCAACCAAUCACACCACCUCUGGUAACACCAUCAACAUCAUCUCCACCAUCCGAUCAAGAGAACAUGGGACCGGUUAGUCCACCAAUGAGCCUGUCAAUAUGCGGCACUUCAGAUGAGACACACACUGACACCUCUGACUAUAGCCCAAGAGCAGCAGACAACAGAAGGAAGAGGAAGGCAAAGACUGAUGUGAGCAGCAUGAUGGGUGCCUUUAUGGACAUACAAAAGAAACAGUACGAUGAAUUCAAUCAAGCAGAGCAGCUGCGUCAACAGCAAGAGAAAGACAGUCUUGAUGCCUGGAUAAAGUCACGAAUGGAGAUAGAGGAGCGCCGGCUACAGGCACAGAGGGAGGAAUGCCAAGAGACAAAUAGAAUGUUCAUGCAAAAGAUGAGCAGACUGUUCGAUGUCAUGGUUCCUUCGUCCCAGCAGCACACGCCCUCACACCUACAACCUCCUCCUCCGCACUAUUACCAGGGGCCUCCCCUGCACUACACUGCCCAUGAAGAGACACCACUAACCUUCAGAGAACUGCACGGAGCUGCAGAGCCCCUGCCCAAUGCUGCUCAAUGCUGCUUGAGUAAGCAUUUGAUCAAUAAAUUCAGGAAAAUAAGUGUCAAUGCCUAUCAAGAAAAUGGUUUAAUUUGUUUACAAGCAGUUUACAUGAUGUUUUGAAGAAUGUUAGUCAUAAUGCACUUUUGCCAUUUUCAAAAUAAGUUCUAUGAGACCAAUGCUGUCUUUCCUUUUUUUUUUUUACAUAGCAUUGUUGUUUUGUUUGUUAUGGUUCGUUACGGUUUCCCCAACUGUGCCUUGAAUACUGUUUACCCUACAUAUUUCAAUGUAAGAUGUGUGAACACUGUGUUUUGAUGGUGUUACAAUGGUUUAACCUUGUUUCAAAUGUUUUGUGUAUUGGAUAGUACCUUUUCUGUUGAAGCACUGACAUUUGACUGAAGGAUUUGAUUGAAGAUGUUUUGCCUGAAGACAUUACUUUGAUUAAAACACAUUGCAGUCAUUAA
Messenger RNA from Anguilla anguilla (European eel), 3805 nucleotides. RefSeq lists its product as uncharacterized. The transcript is spliced from 2 exons. Lineage: Eukaryota; Metazoa; Chordata; Actinopteri; Anguilliformes; Anguillidae. Bases 2856 to 3464 code for a protein of 202 amino acids. The record is from RefSeq and is a predicted model, not a curated record.